AUUAGAAUUGCAUUGCGGCAUUGUUUUCUUGGAACAAUACAGAAAUACUUUUUUCGAAGUAUAAUAGUAUUACAACAUUACAACACACUGUUCGUCCGUGUCGAGAGAUCAAGAACGUACUCGUAUCCACGCGGUGCAGGCACAUCUCCAUCCAACCUGAGACAGUAUAGUUUGAUGCACCAAUGUCGUUUCCACAAGGUAAUUCUACUCCAAAGCUAGUUGGCAGCAACAGCAUCAAUGAUCCAUUGGCUGCAGCCCUUGCAGCUGCCGCGGCCCUUGCGAGAAACGGAGGAACUUUUCUCCACGAGCCGUUUUCUGGGACCGUGCCCGGGGUGGGUGCCAUUGUUCCUGUUUCCGUUCCUGUUUCUGUUCCUUCCACUCCAUCCAAUGUUGUUUGUGCGCAUUCGCUAUCAUCGUCGUCCGCAUCAGCGCCUGCCUCUGCUUCUGUGUCUGCGUCCACAUUCGGCAGCGUUGGCGGAAGGAAGACUCCGAAGAAGAGCGAACCGUUCGAUGCGAACAGCAAUGGAAACAAUAGUGGAAACAACAGUGGAAACUCCAACGGCGAUGACAAGGACUGCGACCAGGGCCAUUCGAGCGGCAAUGCAGCGAAGACCAGGAAUGACAUUACCCUUAACCUUAGCCGCAAUAUCAGCCGCAAUAUCAGCCGCAAUAUCAGCCGCAAUAUCAGCCGCAAUAUCAGCCACAAUAUCAGCCACAAUAUCAGCCACAUUGCUAGCGCCAAGCCAAGCCAAAACGACGUCGAACAAGAACAAGACCACGAACACGAAGCGGAACGACGCAUGGCCCGAAGCCGGGAGCGGAAUCGCGAACACGCUCGUCGCACACGCCGCAGGAAGAAGGCGCAGCUCGAGGCCCUCCAGGCGAAGCUCCGCUGCCUCCAAUCCAAGAACAAGACACUCACGCAAAGCCUGGAGGAUUGCCGGAUCGCCUCGAUUCUAGUGGGCUUUUCCGUAGGCGACGGCGACGAUCGGGACGCUACGAUCCAGUCGCUCCUCGAAGAAGCGAUCGAAAUUGGGGAAAGGGAGAUUUUCAAGCGACUGCUGAGAUCGAAACGAACGAGAUUUGUUUCGGAUGCCGAUAUCCUCCACGGCGGCAAUGUCGAUGCCAGUGCCAGUGUUCACAACAGCAACAGCAACAGCAACAUCGAAGCCUGUCCCCCCCAUGCGUCGCUGCCCCUCAAGAUCGAGAUCAAUGGAAAGAUCGUCGUCGUUGGAGGAGGAGAGUGCCCGUCGCAUCUCAACUGGAAAACGGGGGUUGUCACCGACGAAAACGGUGUAAGGACUCUUCUCACCAACCAGCAGCUGGAAUCUCUCCGGUACGUUUUUCUUUGCUGCACUGCAUUUACUAGCUACUGCUACUUCUGGAUAGCUCGGUGGUCCCUUGUUGCUCGUUUCGUGUCUCGUUUUUCUUUCUUCGUCUUCUGAUCACAACCACUCUCUGCCAUUCUUGUCAUCGAUGUUCGACUGUUUCCUUGAUGUUUCAGGCGAGAGCGAAACCGAAUGCAUGCCAAGAUGACUCGCGAUCGCAAGAAGUCCUUCAUUGCCACCGUCGAAAAGACAAUCGAAGAACUGGAAUCGAGCAACAAGCGCAUGGCUGCCGCCUUGACCGAUGUCAUUCAUUUCCAGAGAUCACCACCUUGCUCACCCGCCGCCACCACACUGGUGUCCUUCCGGAACGAGAACGACCACGACCACGACCACAACCGCGAGCACAACCACGGAAAUGACAACGCCAACCACACCGAACCCGAGCGCAACAGCGAUGGCAGCAAUCGGCACGGCCAAAAUCCACCGGGCAGUGUGACCCCAUGCGGCUCACGCUCACCGGCUCCUGCUGCGGGAGAACGAGAUAGAUACACCUCGGUUGCUCUCUCGUCCGUCCCCAGUCUGAUACCCGCUCCGCCAGAUUCGUUCGUGACCUUUGUGGAUGGAGAUAKGGAUGGGGAUGGCAACAAUCAUGGAGACGGAGAUAGAAAUGGGAAUAACAAUGGCAUAGUCAACAACAAUACCAAACUGGACUCCGAACAGCUUCCUCCUCCAAAACGAUUUUGUCAUGGAUUUUCCAUUGCGCCGUACUAAUGAUGCAAUACGUUUCUAGUACAGAUACUGCAGCUGUCGCCACGGUCAUCACCCAAGGGGAAACCAUCAUGCACCGUAUUGUUGGGAUUCAGUAGAAUGCCGAACCAAAUCACGCUCUCGGUCGAUCGGUUCUCGAACCACAGCGCAACGACUGAAGACAAGGGGGUAUACCGUAUGAUCGCACUGCAAAUUUAGACAGGAGAGGCCACAACGUGACGGUAUGUCGUUUCCACCCCGUUACAGUUUCAAAACGUUGCAACACAGAAAUGAAAGGAAAGGAGCAAAUAUGCACUCUAUGUUCAUAGCAUUUCCUCCAUAGCACCCUUCACACACAGACAAUCAUGCACGACCACAUCGAAGUAUAUGUUCGGUUAAAAUUUACAUAUGAGCUUGGCGGCAGCACACUACACGAUACUGGACCGAACUGGACCGGACUGGACCGACGGGAACUCACUGUAUGACCGCCAUUUUUCAACAAUCGUCUGCUACUGGAUUGGUCUCGUGACUGAUCGCCGAUAAAAUUUCGAUCCACUUGUCCAAAAUCUCCACGCAAUAUUCAUACAUCGUUUACGGCGCCUUGCGACCAGAGAGUAUGACUGGACAAAAUGGUAGAGCCAAAGAUAUCUUAGAUAAAAACCGACGAAAAAGGAGACGAUUACGAUCAGGAUGAUUAAACGAAUCAAAACGAACGCUGUCGUCCCCUUUGUAACAUCAACCACAACACACGAAAGACAUAGUCCUCGCUACUUCAUUACU
Molecule: messenger RNA, 2855 nt
Organism: Pseudo-nitzschia multistriata
Lineage: Eukaryota; Bacillariophyta; Bacillariophyceae; Bacillariales; Bacillariaceae
Source: the annotation of a GenBank genome assembly